CCCACCACUCACUGUCGACAUGUCUGGACGCGGCAAGGGAGGAAAGGUGAAGGGGAAGUCAAAGUCCCGCUCCAGCCGUGCCGGCCUGCAGUUCCCCGUGGGCAGGAUCCACCGUCUCCUGAGGAAGGGCAACUACGCCGAGCGCGUGGGCGCCGGCGCCCCCGUGUACCUGGCGGCCGCCAUGGAGUACCUGGCCGCCGAGGUGCUCGAGCUGGCCGGCAACGCGGCCCGCGACAAAAAGAAGACCCGCAUCAUCCCCCGCCACCUGCAGCUGGCCAUCCGCAACGACGAGGAGCUGAACAAGCUCCUCUCCGGCGUCACCAUUGCCCAGGGAGGUGUGCUGCCUAACAUCCAGGCGGUGCUCCUGCCCAAGAAGACCGAGAAGAAGUAAUCGCCCUCGGUCUUUCAGGGACGACAAUUCAGUACCGUUUAAUCCGGCUCCCCUUGGGAGCCACACCCUUUUCCAAAAAGAGACUUCUGGACACACACCCUCAACUACAUAGUGACAUUCCUAGGUCAAUUCCUGCUGAUAUUACUAGGAAGAAGACCCUCAGUCAUGACAACAAUUAACAACCCCCACGUCUGGCAGGCUUCCCACACUUAGUUUGUUUUCUUCACGGCAGGUAAGGGACUCCUCUG
Molecule: messenger RNA, 639 nt
Organism: Eriocheir sinensis (Chinese mitten crab)
Lineage: Eukaryota; Metazoa; Arthropoda; Malacostraca; Decapoda; Varunidae
Product: histone H2A-like
Exons: 2
Coding region: 20-391 (123 amino acids)
Cellular component (GO): nucleosome
Molecular function (GO): structural constituent of chromatin; DNA binding; protein heterodimerization activity
Source: RefSeq, a predicted model, not a curated record